This is a messenger RNA of Hyaloscypha bicolor E, 2043 nucleotides long. RefSeq lists its product as uncharacterized. Lineage: Eukaryota; Fungi; Ascomycota; Leotiomycetes; Helotiales; Hyaloscyphaceae. The transcript is spliced from 8 exons. The record is from RefSeq and is a predicted model, not a curated record. The coding region runs from base 128 to 1657 and encodes 509 amino acids.
CCCGACUUUUCUUCAAAAAGCUUGGCUGUCUGUCUGAAAAUGAGUUGCCGAGGCCAUUCGCGCUGGUGUUAAGAUAAAGCGAACGACACUUUGAUCCGAGCCUGAGCUGGUCUCCUUGACCGCGCCGAUGAGUGGUGGAAUCCCACACGAGGCUGUGCCAGUCUCUGUGAUCGUUUUGUUGUACUCCGUGAUAUGCUUCACUCUAUGUUUUCUCCUGGUCCUUCUCCUCAUUAGUUUUGGCGAAAGAUGGACGUAUGUUACAGUAUUCUCGGCAUUUACAGCACUGAGUACACUUGGCUCAAUAACUCAACAGCUUCAUUACGCAACAUCUUGGGUUAUCAUCAAAGAAGCACAAUUUCAUAAAGCUGUUGAAAGUUUGGAUCAUCCAGGUCUGGCUCUCGGCGGCGCUGCUCAGCCUGUAGAUGUAGUCCUCUUCUUCAUUCAGUUCUACUGCUACAACGUCAUGGCUCUUAACAUCCUAUUCUGGGCUAUUCAAUUAUUUAUUGGGUCCUGGGAUAUUCGCUCAAAUUGGCUUGGCAAUUGGCAUGACCGUGGGCCGUUGAUAUCCAAGGUGUUCUCGAUAAUCUUCCCUGGGCUUAUCGUUGGCCUGUUGAAUAUCCAAGCCGUGACCGACAACACUGCAGCGUUCAUUAUCGUUGCAUAUGUCGCGAUGUUUACAAGUCUCUCUAUGGGAGGCGUCCUUCUCAUAUUGAUUCUUUACAAAUAUGUGAAGACUCGUCGCUUAGUUGCUGGGUAUUCAAGAAGAGGGCGUUGGUGGGGCUCAUCCUCAGAGACAAGUAAUGAUCGAUCGAGGGCCACGACAGACUUUAGCCAGCAAACUACGGUAGAGUCAGGAGUUACUUCCAGUACAAAAAGGUCGAUUUAUGAUCGGGCGUUACUGAUUAGAUUCUCAAUCGGGUUUACAAUUCUCGCUGUUUUUGAGGUUGCCAUCAUAGUAUUUACUCUAUUUCAAGCGAACAAUAACGCUUCGAUAGCUGCUUCAGGAGCCCCUAACUUCUCAGUCUCAAGUACCAUCGCAGACAUCGUUUUAUUUAUUCCUGGCGUCACUGCUUCACUCGUAGCUUUCUUGGUUUUCGGUACAACGAAGUCAUGGCGCCAAUAUUGGGAUCUCGUGUCUGGAGGCUGCGGAGUGAAAAGAAAACUCGUUAUGAGGAAGGUGCGGAGAAGCGAGGAGGAGAGCCGAAGUCAAGGUCUGGAAUUCCAAAGACUCGACAGUCUUCCACAUCGCGAAUCAGAGGAGAUAAGACGAAAAGACGCCGAAAACAGAGUACGAAUGUUCGUGAAAGAGGCUGGACCUCAAGACUUCGAUGAAUCAGACUCCCCAACGAACUCUGGGCCAUCGACUCAUGUCAGAGCGGAAAUCGUGGGUCGCUCAGUUCAGUUUCACAAACCGAUGCCAGCGGAAAAAUUUGCUCCUAAGCAGCCAUCACCCGGGGUCAUUGAAGUUAGUUUCUCAGUCAAUCAAGAGGACGAAGUCAUACAAUAUGAGGGGAAUGGAGGAAAUCAGCAUGGACAGGCGCGGCACGUUGCAGAACCCAGGAGUCCAACUAGAUCGGAAGCUGAGAGCGACACCAUCGAACUCGUGCCCCGAGAUCCAAACCGGAAUACGCAAUGGCCGAGUGUACCGGGAGAUUGAGAGUCUGAAGGGACGAUGAUAUGAAGCCUUGCGUAAGAUUUAUCUCCAUGGAUUUUGGACAUUGCAGCUGGAUUGUGCAGUACCGGAAGCCGAAAGCGGUCGGGCCAGCCCGAGUUAUCUCGAAAGGGGUGCUUUCAGACUGGCAACAGUCAGCAGUCGAUGCAGUGAAUUCAUAGAUAGCCUCAUAUUUACCCAGACGAGGAAGCUUUUCCAGGCACCCAAUCUGAGAAUGGUAAAGUCCGUGGAUGUAAGCCAUUUUCAGUUGGCGGCAGGCUUCUUUUGUUCGCCCUAGGCAGAUCCGGGGUCGGGCGUGAAGAGUCUGAAAGCGCUUAGGCUGACCGAGCACUUGACUCUAACUGGUGGCUGUUUACGACGACGUUGUAGUG